Molecule: messenger RNA, 1401 nt
Organism: Ilyonectria robusta
Lineage: Eukaryota; Fungi; Ascomycota; Sordariomycetes; Hypocreales; Nectriaceae
Product: UV radiation resistance protein and autophagy-related subunit 14-domain-containing protein
Exons: 2
Coding region: 1-1401 (466 amino acids)
Biological process (GO): SNARE complex assembly
Cellular component (GO): lytic vacuole; endosome
Molecular function (GO): SNARE binding
Source: RefSeq, a predicted model, not a curated record
AUGGACUGUGACGUCUGCAACCGCAGUCAUGAUACCAAGCGCCUGCCGUUUCUCUGCGCCGUGGAUGCCAGGAAUCAUAUCUACGAGGGCCGGAUAAAGAACCUGCAUCUCCUCAUAGAGAACGAAGGCCUCCAGAAGCAGAUCAGUGACCUCCUGGUGGACACUACUGUCCCAUCCAAGGACCGCAAGGACUCGCUCCAGGCUCAGCAGCGGAUGGCAGAGGAUAGGACAACCCAGAUCCUCGCUGCUGCUGACAAGCUUAGAAAUGAUAUCAAAGCCGCCCGGGAGGAGAUCAAGGCCAAGAAGGCUGCGCUCUCUCGUCGCAGAUCCGAUAUCGCCGCCGUCUCGAAUGGUUUGAUGGAACGCAGGGUCAAGCAACAGAAGGAAGUCGAGAGGGCGACCAACAUGUCCAAAUACCGAUGGUCGCAGACCGCAGAAGACAUGUCACGAACUCGCUCAUUUCUGUGUAUGGAGGCGGCCCGCCUUUGCGGACUCAAGCGUGUGAACAAGCCAUCUCCAAAUCAAUACGAGUAUCAUCUGGGAGGUCUCCCGGUCGUCGACUUGACCAGCAUGAACUCGCUAUCACCCGAAGUCAUCUCAACUUCACUGGGCCACGUAUCUCACAUACUCAUGCUCACCUCUCAUUAUCUCGCUCUUCGCCUUCCUGCAGCCAUCACCCUCCCUCACCGUGACUAUCCUCGGCCAACCAUAUUCACUCUGUCUAGCUCCUACAAGCAUGGUGAUACGAGCUUUCCGAGUCAGACUGGAGUUACCACCCCUUCCUCCGACGCCCGGAACCCAGAAUCUCAACAUGUUCCGCGUCCAAGGCCGCUUUUUAUCGACAAGCCACUGCCGCAACUUGCCAAGGAAGACCCCGCUACCUUCUCUUACUUUAUUGAGGGUGUCACUCUGCUUGCAUACGAUAUCGCAUGGGCUUGUAGCACACAAGGCGUUUCCAUUGGCGAUAAGACAUACUUUGAAGACAUUUGCAACAUGGGGCGCAACCUGCAUAGUCUCCUCAUUGAUCAGGAAACCAAUAGCGGCAACAUGUUUCCGAUACCUUCUACCCCCAAGAGUCAAGAUGCAGAGGGCGGCGAAGUCCAAACCAACUGGAUGGGUCGAUUUUCCCAUGGCACGACAUUCUACUUCCUUGGCAACGCUGAGGGCACUGAGUUUGCGAAAAACUUCAAGUUACCAGGCCCUAUGAAGCUUGCCGACAGACUCAAGAAGAAGCUAGUGAGUGAGGCGCCGGCGCCUGACUGGGAGGUCCUAGAGGACGACGCUUGGAAGAUCGAGGACGUACCUGACAAUGAAAGUAAUGCUACAAAGGAUAAGUUCACUGAAGGAAAGAAUUCUCCUCACCGAGGGUCAAGUGGUUGGAUGAAAGUGAAGAAUAGAUGA